AUGGCGCAAGAUGGUUCAGGAGGUGCAAGCACCAGACUGGAGCGUUUUGAUGGUUCUGAUCCGAGCCUCUACAAGAGGUGGCGACGUCGUGCGGCGCUGAUGAUCAUCAGCCUGCCAAAUACAUAUCCUGCUGAGAAAUAUGGCCCGAAAUUGGUCGAGUUCUUGUCAGGAGAGGCCGAGCUGGCGGUGGAACAUAUUCCCAUCGAAGACUUGGCCAAGAGUGGAGGCGAGCGUCUGGUGUUCAAAGCAUUGGAUGAGCGCUAUAGGUCAAGGGUUGGUUCAUGCUUCGAAAGCUUCACCUCGACCACAACCGACCAGGAGGCUAUGAUUUUGACAGCGACUCGUGGUUCUUUCAAGGUGGAGGAGGUGUCACAAGCUGUGAAGGCCAUUCCGGCCAACUCCAAAGGAAACAACAAGCCCGUGCAGAAGGACACCUUUGUGGCCGACGAGGACACGAGCGAGCUGACAUCAAGCUCAUGGGAUGAGGACCAGGAGGUUCUCCAGGUUCUUGCAGUGGAGAUGCAAGAGCAAGAAGAUUACGAUGAAGAGGCCAUUCUGGACACUUUUGAGAGUUGCAAGCAGGUGAGAACCACGAUGCAGGAAGUUCGGAAGGUAAGGGCGGCAAUCGAGGAUCCUCCUCAUCUGGUGCAAGUCAGAGCACGUCGAAAAGAGGUGCACAUCGUGGAACAUGACUGGCCUGAACAGGAGGAUUACGACGUGUUGCUGAAUCAGGCAGCUGACGAGAUUGAGCUUGGAUUGAACGCCUUCAUGAUCCAGGGUAGCAGAGAGAGGGUGGCAGUGCUUCCAGGCAGUGGUGCAGAAACUCCCCUGAGACACAGUCAUGAUGGAGGGAAGUUCAAGACCAAGCCUCGUGCACCAGCGAACACCUUCCGCUACAUCUACACGUGUCAAAAGAACUACACGGGGUGGGUACGAUCUCACAUCGGAGAGGGCAGCUCAGCACAUCUCAGGACCUUCAAGGCCUAUGUCGAGAUGCGGGAUGCCAAGAUGAUGACACGAUUGAACGAGGUGGCACAUCAGAACGGUCGCAACAUGAAUUUCCACUCGUCGGGCAUUGUGCAAGGAGCCAGACCACAGGGAGGAGCGAGUGCGGAGUACACGGUACAGCAGAUGGUCGUACCGCCACUCCCCAUUCGCAGCCCUCCUCCGCAGACUCCAUCGCAGAGGAGUGUGCAGAGCUGGCAGGUAGUGAGUGCGGCACCAUGCAGCACCUAUGCUCCACCAAGUCCAAGCCCGAAGAUGACAGCAGGAAGCAUGGGACGUCGUCGACGCAUGAGGGACGACGACAUGGAAGUGGACGCCAACCGAGCCAAGAAGAUUCAGGACACCUGGACAGUGUGGACUAUGGAGCUGAUGAACAAGAACGAGGAAGCUCGAGAGCAUGUGGAAAAGGAGACCAUGUGGUUGCAGAACAGUGCAGGAGGACCACAGAAGGUUGCUCGCAUGUUCUCUCGCCUUGCCGUGCAGGGGACCAAUCUGCAGCUCCAGGAGGAAGAUCAGUAA
Molecule: messenger RNA, 1524 nt
Organism: Durusdinium trenchii
Lineage: Eukaryota; Dinophyceae; Suessiales; Symbiodiniaceae
Source: the annotation of a GenBank genome assembly